CCCAUCGGUAUACCUUCGCGUUGCACAUAGUACAAAUAUACCCGCGCGCUCCAGCGGAGAUCAGUGCCACCGCAACCUGGAGACCGUCGCCGCCCAACAAACGCAUCAGCUCGACGAAAAUGUCGCACCCGCAGCGCGCCUUUGUCCUCCUUUUCGCGGUACUCGCCUUUUUGACGACAGGUGGUCACUGCAUAAAGUGCUACCAGUGCAGCAGUGACACCGAUCCGAAAGGUGUGGACAACUGCGGGGCCUACAAGCCCUUCGACAAGGAGAAACACUACCCGGUCGAGUGCAACAGCGACGAGUCCAAGGCCCCGGGAACCUUUUGCGUCAAAGUCACGCAGCAGGGACCCCGAGGAUUUAUCUGGGACGGCAGGUGGAGGCAGGUGAUCCGGCGUUGCGCUUCCGUGGCGAGCACGGGAGUCACGGGCGUGUGCAACUGGGGCGUGUACGAGAACGGCGACUACUGGGAGGAGUGCUCGUGCUCCGGGGACGGGUGCAACGCGGCAUCCCGACUUCAACUGGGCACCGCAGCCAUCCUCGCAGCGGUACUCCCUACCCUUGGGCUUUGGAGGAUCGUCCAAUUGUGAACACACGAGCUUCGACGCCUCUUUUACUUUUAUUGACGCUAUGUAGAAUGUUGUGACGGCUAGUGAGAAAAUGAUGAUACACAAGAAGUGUGUACUUAUUAGCCGAGUGCGGCGAGUGAAUCCAGUGUGGCAUACAAUAGAAGUACGCGCCAAAGGAACUGUAUUGUUAUUGUUGCACAAAAGCAGUGAGAUCCGUGACUUGAAAAAGUAGCGAGAGUUGUCGAUGCCUCUCUCUCUCUCUCUCUGGUUGGAUAUAUUAUAUGGUUGCUUUUGCUUUUCGUAGCCCAACAGUGGGAAGACAAAAUUUUUAUACAAAUUUUAUCGAUUCACGGUAUACCUUACACUCCGUCCACGUCGAUCCGUCCAUUUUUUUAUAGUUUUAAGAAUCGCGGUUUUUUAAUUUAUACGUAUAUUAAAACAACGUAGCCAUAGUACAAAGUACUAUUAAUAUAUGUAGUCAUAACAUACAGCUUUCGAACAAUUUUCAUAUUAUACAAAGCCGCAGAGCGUUGAUUGCCGUUGUUCCGGUAAAAUUGCGAAGGAUCUCCAGAAAGCGAUAGAUGUAUACCGAGUGAUACGCAAAUCGGCAAAUGUAAAUAACGAUUAAGUCCUUACCAAUUUUUUUUGUUCAUUUCUGAAACUUCUGCGUGCACACCGAUUGAAUCUCCAUUUGUAUUUUUUACCAACAACGAAUCGCUUGUAUAAAACGUAGCAAUAAAGUAAAUUAAAAAAAAAUAA
This is a messenger RNA of Copidosoma floridanum, 1328 nucleotides long. Its product is annotated as UPAR/Ly6 domain-containing protein crok. The record is from RefSeq and is a predicted model, not a curated record. Gene Ontology annotation, biological process: positive regulation of voltage-gated potassium channel activity; regulation of synaptic transmission, cholinergic; sleep. Lineage: Eukaryota; Metazoa; Arthropoda; Insecta; Hymenoptera; Encyrtidae.